AUGUUUUAAUAGGAUCGGCCAGCAAAGUAUGAGUUGGAAAUAAAUUUGCACAAUAAAAUAGGCUGGAAAGUCAAUGAUAAAGGGAUAUUACAGGCUUUAGGUCUCAAAUAUUAAAAUUCUUGGAAAUGGUUUUAUGGGUAACCUUCGGAUUUGUUACAAAUAAAAGCCAUUCUAAAUAAUCGAAUAUUUUUUCAUAGCAUUUCUAGUUUCUAUGCAUCUAAUGAAUAAAUAGGAUCAGGAGCCUCAUGCAAAGUUCUUUUGAUAACAGAUAUAUAAACAAAAAAAAAAUACGCAGCUAAAUGCAUAAGCAAAGAAUAUGUAACAAAGAAAAAAACACCUGAUAGACUAAAUAGAUUAUUCAAUGAAAUACAUAUUUUGAGAUCUAUCCUGAAUCAUAGAAAUAUUGUUUAGUUGAUUGAUGUUUUCGAAGGAGAAUAAACAUAUUAUCUUGUUUUUGAAUAUUUAGAAGGUGAAACUUUACAUAAAUUUUAAAAAUUAUAAACUGAUCUCAUUCCAGAUAUUUCAAUACGGAUUAUAUUGCUGUAACUUUUAAAUGGUAUCAAUUCAUUUCAUUCUGAAAAUUAUAUCCAUCGAGACAUCAAAUUAGAAAAUAUUGUUUUUUGUAAGCCCAAUGUCAUAGGUUCCCUAAAACUAAUAGAUUUUGGAUUGGCAAUUUCGAAUAUUCAAUCUGUUUCAUUUGCUGUUUGUGGAACACCAGGGUAUAUAGCUCCUGAGAUAUUUUAAUAUGAUGAGAGCAAACAAGGUUAGAAAUUUAGAUUUACUUCUAAAGUAGACAUGUUUGGCAUCGGAGUCAUUCUUUAUCGAUUGUAUUAUUAUUUUAAUCCUUUUAGAAUGAAUAGACAACCACUGUUUGAAUCUGAAAAAACCAAAGAUUUGCUAUAAUUGAAUAAAAAAUGCUAUAUUAACAAAACUUAUCAUAAUUUUUAUAGCAAUGCCCUUAAUCAAAUUUUGUUUGGUCUUUUAGAAGUGAAUCCAAAUAAACGUUUGUCAUCAGAGGAGGCUAUUCAAUUACUUUCUUAAUAAUAAUUAGGGAAAUAAAUAGGAGGAUCGUUCGCCACUACAAAAAGUCAUCAAAAUGACAUUGAUGAAUUUGAGGUAGAAUAAACCAUAGAUCAUGCAAAUUAACCUUAUCCAUUUUCAGCUAAAAUUCUAAAACAAGAACUAGAAAAUAGUUAUCAUUAAAAUGAUGAUAAUAGAUUUAUCACUUCCCUACAAAAGUCAUACUUUCCAUCUUUUAGCUUGGCCUUAAGUUAAGAAAUGUUUGAUAGUUCAACUUAAUAAAUCUCAAUGCGAAAUGGAUUAUUUGAAGAUGAGAUAAUUGAAUCAGAUACACAUUAAAAUUAAAAGUAAAAGUGA
This is a messenger RNA of Paramecium tetraurelia, 1377 nucleotides long. RefSeq lists its product as uncharacterized. NCBI's taxonomy places the organism in Eukaryota, Ciliophora, Oligohymenophorea, Peniculida, Parameciidae. The transcript is spliced from 2 exons. Gene Ontology annotation, molecular function: protein serine/threonine kinase activity; ATP binding. Gene Ontology annotation, biological process: mitotic DNA damage checkpoint signaling; protein phosphorylation. The record is from RefSeq and is a predicted model, not a curated record. Gene Ontology annotation, cellular component: nucleus; cytoplasm.